UUUCCAUUUCUUUCAAACUACCAAUGGAUAAAGAACUCGUCCAUGUUCUGCUUGGUUUGUUCUCUACUCUAGCAUCAACUACAGUGUUUGUCAUUUGCUUGAAGCUUAGCAAUGACAGAAACAAGAAGAAACUACCACCAGGCAACAUGGGGUUUCCUUGGAUUGGCGAAACUCUGGAAUUCUACAAAGCGCAAAAAGGAAACCGGUUGUUCGAGGAAUUCAUCCAACCCCGGAUCAGGAAAUAUGGAAAAGUGUUCAAAACACAUCUGAUGGGAUCCCCAACGGUAAUUGUAAGUGGAGCAAAUGCCAACAGAUUCAUUCUGUCCAAUGAGUUCAAGAUGGUGGUAAGCUCAUGGCCUGCGUCGUCGGUUCAGCUCAUGGGAAAGAACUCGAUCAUGGAAAAACAAGGAGAGAGUCAUCGAUGCCUCAGAGGCCUAAUAAGUGCGACAUUCGGGGAUGUGGGGCUUGAAACUUUAGUCCCCAAGGUCUUCAACUCCAUUCUGUCACAUUUAGGCCAAAAAUGGAACGACCGAGAAGAGAUUAGCCUUUACCGUUCAACGAAAGCCAUGACAUUCACAAUUGUGUUAGAGUGCUUGUUGGGGAUCAAUGUUAAGGCAGGAAUGUUGGAGACUUUUGAGAAGAUCUUAGAAGGAGUUUUUGCUCCAGCUAUUCGGUUUCCAGGAUCCAAGUUCUCAAGAGCAACGAAAGCGCGGUUGGAGAUACAUAGAAUGAUUGUUGAAGUUGUGAGGGAGGAGAGGCAGCAAAUGGAAGCUUGUGGAAGGUUGCAAGAAAGAGAGGGAGGAAUGUUGCUGUCCCGUUUGGUUGCAGGGUUGAUUUGGGGGGAGAUCAGCGAAGAAGAAGUUGUCGAUAACAUCGUUUUGCUGGUUUUUGCAGCUCAUGAUACUACUUCUUUUGCCAUUGCCAUGACAUUCAAGAUGUUGUCUCAGCAUCCAAACUGCCAUGCCCUCUUACUUCAAGAACACGUUGAUCUAAUGAGGGACAAAAGACCGGGCGAGAUUCUGACACUGGAUGACGUAAAGAAAAUGAAGUAUACCUGGCAAGUUACUCGUGAAAGCAUGAGACUCUUCCCUCCAAUCUUUGGUUCUUUCAGGAAAGCGAUUGUUGACAUUGAAUUCGAAGGAUUCACCAUCCCCAAAGGAUGGAAGGUACUGUGGACAACAUACGGAACACAUUACAGUGCAGAUUAUUUUCAAGAUCCUUUGAGUUUCAAUCCUAGUCGGUUCGAGGAGCCCUUCCCGCCUUACGUUUUUCUUCCGUUUGGGGGAGGGCCAAGAGUUUGUGCAGGCUAUCAACUGGCUAAGUUAACAACGCUCAUUUUUGUGCAUCUUGUUGUUACACGUUAUGACUGGUCUUUGCUCUAUCCUGAUGAGAAAAUCACCAUGGACCCCCUUCCAUUUCCCUCUCAUGGAAUGCCCAUCAAAAUUUCCCCAAAGAUGUGAUGAAGUUAACAACCAAAAAUGGAAGUCAUAAAAUGAUAGACCUUACUUUCAGUGCAUAUUAUUACCUUUUCUUCUUUCUUUUCAUAAAUCAACUAGCUCUACAAGUUGGCAGCAUCAAGACUGUGUAGCCGCCACUUGAUGCUAGAAUUCUUUUUUGAUCUUUAACUCAAU
Molecule: messenger RNA, 1631 nt
Organism: Morus notabilis
Lineage: Eukaryota; Viridiplantae; Streptophyta; Magnoliopsida; Rosales; Moraceae
Product: taxadiene 5-alpha hydroxylase
Exons: 3
Coding region: 24-1460 (478 amino acids)
Biological process (GO): sterol metabolic process
Molecular function (GO): heme binding; iron ion binding; oxidoreductase activity, acting on paired donors, with incorporation or reduction of molecular oxygen
Source: RefSeq, a predicted model, not a curated record